Molecule: messenger RNA, 1507 nt
Organism: Pyrus x bretschneideri (Chinese white pear)
Lineage: Eukaryota; Viridiplantae; Streptophyta; Magnoliopsida; Rosales; Rosaceae
Gene: MYBR
Product: protein REVEILLE 7-like
Molecular function (GO): DNA binding
Source: RefSeq, marked provisional
GAUAAGAUUGAAGCCACAGGGUCCAACGCCUCCGUUGCGGUUGGAAAUUGCAGUUCAAAUGGUGAUGCGCAAUCUCAUGCGGAGAUUUGUUCAUUUGGCAGUGACCAUGCACCCAAGGUUAGGAAACCGUAUACGAUUACAAAACAAAGAGCAAAAUGGACAGAGGAGGAGCAUCAGAAGUUCCUUGAAGCCUUGAAAUUGUACGGCCGAGGUUGGCGUCAAAUAGAAGAACAUGUAGGCACCAAAACUGCAGUUCAAAUUCGAAGUCAUGCUCAGAAGUUCUUCUCUAAGGUUUCUAAGGAGUCAUGUGGACCUAGCGAAGGCUCCAUCAGGCCUAUUGAGAUUCCUCCUCCCAGGCCUAAGCGGAAGCCUGUUCAUCCUUAUCCACGAAAAUCAGUGGAUUGUCUCAAUGGAACACCAGAAAGGUCACCGUCCCCACAAUUUUCGGCUCAAGGGAAAGACCAACAAUCUCCUCCUUCAGUAUUAUCUGCACAGGGUUCAGAUGUACUGGGGUCUGCAGCUUUGGACCAGCAUAACAGAUCUUCAACCCCGACUUCAUGUACCACUGACAUGCGCUCAACGGGCCCAUCCCAUUUUGAAAAGGAGAAUGAUUAUAUGGCGUUCAGCUCAUCUGCUGAAGAAGUGCAAGGGUCCUCGCCAUCAGUCCAGUUAUCUGCUGACUCAGUCUUGGAAAAUUUUCCGUCCGUGAAUUACAGAUCAGCUUCCAAGCACACUGUGAGUACUGAAGAAGAUGCUGGCCAUUCAGGAGCUUCUGCGAGCAUUAAACUCUUUGGAAGGACAGUUUUGGUACCAGACUCGGAGAAACAAUCUCCAACUGGUGCCGAGGAUUCUAAGACACCGACAUCAAAGGUGGAACAAGACAAUUGUGAGAGGGAGAAUGAUAAGCUUGUUCAAACACCAAGAUCAGAUGCGAUAGAUACGAGUUUGACACUUGGUGGGAUUGUUGGUAAUUUGGAUCCAUCGGCAUGUGGUGCUAUAACUGAUUGGGAACACCAAAAACAUAGCCCUAAUCCUGAAGCUCCUCUGCCAUGGUGGGCUAUGUAUCAUGGUCUACCGUACUUCCACAUCAGAUCAUGUAACCAAAACUCAGCUCAAAUACAAAUACGUGUAGAUUCUUGUGCGGACAAAACAAUUAAACAGACGGAAAGAUCAUUUGGUAGUGCAGUGGAAAGUUUAGGAGAGAAGCACAUAGAGUCUGUGAGUUCAUUACGCGAAGAAACUCGUUCGGCCCCCUGCAGUUCACGGAAGGGGUUUGUGCCGUACAAAAGAUGUUUAGCAGACCUAAGUAAGAACUCAUCUGUCAUAGUUUCCGAAGACAUGAGGGACAGGCAACGGGCUCGCGUCUGCUCGUAGUUUUGCAUUCUAGAUGUUCUGUUUUCAAGUUUUUAGCAAUACCCGUUUUGAUUGAAAGUUUACAAUUCGAUACGUUCCUGUCCGAUGAUGCUGCAUUUAUGCAACAAGCAAUAAUAGUAACUUACUUUCUGGA